AUGCGCGCUGCUCAUUCUGCUACAUUUGCUUUGCUCUUUCUCGGCUUGCAACGAUCCAGCGCAGACCAAUCCAAGCCACAUCCGCCUGGUUCAGGCACAGGGGAAGGAAAUAUAUGCAGAUUUGACGAUCCGCAGCAACCUCUAACGCUGGAAGUUGCACCCAAUAAACCAGUCUCCUUUCAGUGCGAAACCGGAGAGUCUGUGAAUCUCAGUCCUUCGGAGCCGCCCUACAAGAAUGUCUACCUAUCUAAGACGUGCUCUGGAAAGGGCACCGAGCUUGAAAGCUUGUGCAGUGGUGCCGAGCUCUCGCCUGGCUCUCUCAAUCCAAAAGAGAAUACAGUGAAGAAUCAUUACACUUUGACGCUCACGGACGCCGGGUGCAAAACGGAUAAGAUGUACUACUGUUGCGAGAAGCGGACGGCCUCUCCUGUCGAGAAAAACCAGCUACGUGAGUCUCAGGCAGCGCAGGCAGGGCAAACUUGCAUCGUGGAGAUCACUGUCAAAAAAACAGAACUGCCGCCGCCCGGCCCGCCGCCCCCAGUUCCGCCUGCGGCAGCACCCGGGCUUCCUAACAGCGGCGGUUCUCAAGACCAAGACACGGACGCGUCUAAUCCGGAGACCCAGAGCCCCGAGUCCAUUGAGAUGACGACCUGUAACAGCACCACAAAAAAUGCCAGUGUUUCUAUCGAUCGCCCGCUUUCGUUCAAGUGGGGAGCAGGGUUGGCAUUGGAACCCGACGAUACAGAAAAAGCCUGGGAUGGAGAGUGCGGAAAACAAGUUGUUCUAAUGGAAGUCGUCGAAACAGCCGAGCUUGAAGAAAAACAAACGACGGUAACCGAGACAGAGUACAGGCUCACUGUCAAAGACGCUCCCGCCCAAGACACUGCUGUAUGCUACAAAUGCGUUUCUCGUGCAUUCGACGGAUCCCUCAGUGACCCUCUGCGCGGCAUCAAGGAAGGAGAACUUCUGAAGUCUCAGUGCUUACUCAAGGUGUCUGUGAAAGGCCUACCCACAUCUUCUGCUAGAGGCAGCUCAGCACCUUCGAGCGUUGCAGGGGGAGUUUUGUUUGGAAUAUUGGCUCUGUGUAUAUAG
This is a messenger RNA of Besnoitia besnoiti, 1092 nucleotides long. RefSeq lists its product as uncharacterized. The transcript has a single exon. The coding region runs from base 1 to 1092 and encodes 363 amino acids. The record is from RefSeq and is a predicted model, not a curated record. NCBI's taxonomy places the organism in Eukaryota, Apicomplexa, Conoidasida, Eucoccidiorida, Sarcocystidae.